Messenger RNA from Rotaria sp. Silwood2, 1008 nucleotides. The record is from the annotation of a GenBank genome assembly. Lineage: Eukaryota; Metazoa; Rotifera; Eurotatoria; Philodinida; Philodinidae.
AUGUUACCAAUACAAUUAGCAAUAACAUUUGUUUUUGAAACUUAUAUACAUGCUAAAGAUAAACCAACAAUGACUGGUUGGGUUGAAUAUUUAUGUAAACAAUUUACAGCUUUUAAACCAGUUGCUGUUUGGUUUCUUGCACAUAUGACACAAGAUGAUACAUGGUUAACUAAAGUACUUGUUCGAUGUCCAAAUCAUACAAUACGUCAUAUGUUUGCACAUGUACUCAUUGAUGUUCUAUAUAAAAGUCGAUUUCGUGAUUCAUCAAAUGAAGAUUCUCUUGUUGUUCAACAAUUUAUUCGUAAAUAUUUAUCAAUAAUAAGUGAAAGUGGUGCACGUUUAUCUAUACGUUAUAUGUCUGAAUAUUUUGUUUUUCUUCAUGAUUUUGCUCGUAAUGGUAUUGAUGAAUGUUAUUUAUUAUUGGAUUGUUUAUGUAUACAACAAUUAAUAACAUUUUAUAUGUUACAUCGUGGUCGACAACCAAAACAAUCAUCAUCAAAUAAUAAUAAUAAUGAUGAUGGAAAUACAAAUUCAGAUAAUGAAAAUCAAUCAACUACGAAUUUAUUAAUGACAACAAAUGGUAUUGAUGAUGAUAUUAUACCAUUAAAUACAAUACGUUUACCAACAAAUAAUAAUUUAAAUUGUCCAGGUAUAUUCGAAAAAAUGUUUCCAUUAAUAGCUUUAUUAUUAGAAACUGAACGUACACGUUCAAAUCUUGAAAAUUUUGAUUUACAUCUAUUUAUUGAAAAUGAUUUUGCUUUUAUUCAACAACAAAUUCUUGAUAAUAUUAAUUUAAAAGCUACAGCACAUAUUAUACAAUUAAUAUAUUAUAAAAAUGAUGUUUAUACUAAUAAAAUUGUUAAUCUUUUAUCACAACGGAUAACUAAUUAUAAAAAUGAUAUGAAUAGUAUACAAGCUUUAUUUAAAGUUUUAACUUAUUUAAUUGAACAAUAUCCAAAUAAUAUCACGAAUGAUAAUACAAAUGAUCAACAACAACAACAACAAUAA